Messenger RNA from Mytilus trossulus (common blue mussel), 846 nucleotides. Its product is annotated as U2 small nuclear ribonucleoprotein A'-like. The transcript is spliced from 8 exons. Gene Ontology annotation, molecular function: protein binding; U2 snRNA binding. Gene Ontology annotation, biological process: mRNA splicing, via spliceosome. Gene Ontology annotation, cellular component: U2 snRNP. The record is from RefSeq and is a predicted model, not a curated record. Bases 81 to 836 code for a protein of 251 amino acids. Lineage: Eukaryota; Metazoa; Mollusca; Bivalvia; Mytilida; Mytilidae.
CAAUCGCAUGCGCAGAUGAACAGACGCAUGGCGUACUAAAAUCUAAAUAAUACAAGAAUUAAUAAAAAGACUGAAACACCAUGGUUAAGCUAACAGCUGAAUUGAUUGAACAAUCUGCACAAUAUACAAACCCAGUUCGAGAUAGAGAACUUGAUCUCAGAGGUUACAAAAUUCCAGUUAUUGAAAAUUUGGGAGCUACUUUGGACCAGUUUGACACAAUAGAUUUAUCAGACAAUGAUAUCAGGAAAUUGGAUGGAUUUCCACUGCUCAAAAGACUCAAAUGUUUGUUAGUCAACAAUAACAGAGUAGCGAGAAUAUCUGAUACAUUACCAGAAAGUAUACAAAGUCUUGAAACAUUAGUCUUAUCAAAUAACAGUAUGCAAGAAUUGGGAGAUUUGGACACUCUUGGUUCCAUGAAAUCACUGACUUAUCUCAGUUUAUUACGAAACCCUGUCACAACAAAGAAACAUUACAGAUUAUACAUUGUGUUUAAAAUACCUCAACUACGAGUUUUAGAUUUCCAAAGAAUUAAACAAAAGGAAAGAGAAGCAGCAAUAAAAAUGUUUAAGGGAAAGAAGGGACAAGAAAGAGCACAGGACAUUGGUAAAAGAAGUAAAACAUUUGUUCCUGGGGAGAAGUUGGUGGAAAGGACAGGUCCUUCAAAAGAGGAUGUGGAGUUAAUAAAGAAUGCGAUUGCGAAUGCCAAAACAUUAGACGAAGUUGAAAGACUUAAUCAGAUGUUGAAGACGGGCCAUAUACCAGGGAAAGAAAUCCGAAGACUCAGAGGUGAAGUUGUUGAGGAAGAAGAAGACAUGGAAGUUGCAAAUGGAACGUGAUAUAAAAUGG